Molecule: messenger RNA, 465 nt
Organism: Mixia osmundae IAM 14324
Lineage: Eukaryota; Fungi; Basidiomycota; Mixiomycetes; Mixiales; Mixiaceae
Exons: 4
Coding region: 1-465 (154 amino acids)
Biological process (GO): attachment of spindle microtubules to kinetochore
Cellular component (GO): DASH complex; spindle microtubule
Source: RefSeq, a predicted model, not a curated record
AUGGACGGCCGCAAGUCUAUGGCGAGCACGACCUUUGCGACUGGCCUCGAAGUGCCGCUCGACAGCUGUGCGCAGAGCCUGCACGCGAGUUGCCAGCUCCUUCAUGCAGCCAUGGUAAGCAUGCAUGCUGCCACGUACGACGUCCCGCGACUGCAAAGGAUAUUACACAAUACCAAGUGCUAUGAUCUCGUGACGGGGACGCAAGUCAGGGAUGCUCAGGACGCUCUCAGUGACGAGAUUGGACCGCAGCUAGACGAGUUGAUGGGCAAGGCAGCGCAAGGUCUCGUCAAGCUCCAGACGCGCGAAGAGACGCUGGUACAGCGAGCCCAAGCACAGCGAGCAAAGGAGGAGCAAGCUGCCAGAGAGGCAGAGCAGGAUCCACGUCAUGAGCUCGUGGCAAGGCUAGCGAAGCUCGAAGAGCAAAGGGACGCCUUGCAGCUGGAGCUCGCACAAGCCUCUGCUUGA